Amaranthus tricolor (Joseph's coat) is the source of this 2132-nucleotide messenger RNA. RefSeq lists its product as uncharacterized. NCBI's taxonomy places the organism in Eukaryota, Viridiplantae, Streptophyta, Magnoliopsida, Caryophyllales, Amaranthaceae. Bases 158 to 1519 code for a protein of 453 amino acids. The record is from RefSeq and is a predicted model, not a curated record. The transcript is spliced from 2 exons.
ACCAUAAAUUCACAAAAAGCAAAGGGAACCCCCCCUUCUUUAACUGAAUUCAUCUACUACUUUCUUUUCAGUAUUUGUGCUCUAAAAGCAUCCCAUGUGAGCCUAAUUACCCUUCAUAUAGAUAACAAACAACUCUAUCUCUUUUCCUCUUCUAACCAUGGCCAAAGCUACCAUUAAUCCAAGAAACCCUACCAAAGAAAUCCACAAAACAAGAAGAAGUCAACCCCCACAAAGAGAAAAACAACAACAACAACAACAACCAUCUUCAUCUUCAUCUUCAUCUUCGUCUUCGUCUUCGUCUUCGUCUUCAUGGGUAGUAAUGAAAAACAUCCUAACUUGCAAACACAUGGAAGUACAACAACAAUCUCAACAACAACCAACAAAAAACAAACAACAAAAACAACCCACAAACCUAUCAAUUAUAGAAGAUAACAAUAACAUCAAAUCAAAGAACAAGAAAAUGAGAUGUUCUGGGUCACUUUGCAACAACACAAAAGUUAUGCAAAGACCUGAACUUUCCUCCCCUGAAACCCACCAAAGAAAAAUUAGGAGACCUGCCAUUGCUACAUCUUCUAGUAGCAGCAGCCAUGAAGAGUCAAAUAGGUCUAUUAAAUCUAGUGUAUUGAGUGAGCUUAGUAACAAUAGUAAUACCAGUAAUGAGAUUUUACAGAAAUCAUGUUCUUCUAACACUAAUAGUAGUGCUAACUAUUCGAUUAAAGGGAUUCCAUUUAGAAGACUUUCAGGGUGUUAUGAGUGCAGAAUGGUGGUUGAUCCUGUUUUGUCUUUCACAAGAGACCCUUCUCUUAGAGCUACUAUUUGCUCUUGCUCUCAUUGUGGUGAAAUUUUCAUGAAACCUGAGAAUUUGGAGCUUCAUCAAGCUGUUAGGCAUGCUGUAUCUGAGCUCGGUCCAGAAGAUACAAGUAAGAACAUAGUAGAGAUCAUAUUCCAAUCAAGCUGGUUAAAGAAGCAAAGUCCAGUAUGCAAAAUUGACAGAAUUCUGAAAGUGCAAAACACCCAGAAAACUGUAAGCAAAUUUGAGGACUAUAGAGAUUCAAUUAAGUUUAAAGCUUCAAGGCUACCUAAAAAGCAUCCUAGGUGCAUUGCUGAUGGAAAUGAGCUUUUAAGGUUUCAUUGUACAACAUUUAAGUGUUCUUUAGGCCUAAAUGGCUCAUCAAACCUAUGUAAUUCUAUACCAAAUUGUAAUGUUUGUAGCAUUAUUAAAAAUGGGUUUAAGGUUGUUGAUGGUGGGCCUACUGGAAAAGGUAUAUUGACCACUGCAUCUAGUGGGCGGGCCCAUGAUCAGGCUGAGGUUGGCAUGGAGGAGAAUGAGAAUAGGGCAAUGUUGGUUUGUCGGGUUAUUGCGGGUCGAGUCAGGAAGAGUCUUGAAGGAGGCGGGUCGUCAGAAGAGUAUGACUCGGUCGCUGGAGCGAGUGGAGUUUAUUCAAAUUUGGAUGAGUUGUAUGUUUUUAACCCCAAGGCUAUAUUGCCUUGUUUUGUUGUUAUCUAUAGGGGUUUUUAGAUGUUUUGGCCUAUUUUAGUGUAGAAUAUUUCUAUUUUGCUUUGGUUCUUGUAUAUCUUCAAACUUGAGCUUUGGGUAGGGCAACGUUUUAAUUACAUUUUGUACUAUAUAUCAAUAUAUGCAUGGAAGUGGUAGUCCUUGUUUAGAAAAUCAAAGCAGUUAGUUUGGAUGUCCUUUUACCAAGGAUAACAUUAUUCAAAUUUGACCUUACUAAGUCUUAGGAAAAUCGGAAAAAAAAAAAAAAAAAAAUUACAAUCGAAAUGCCUUAAUAAUGAAUGAUAUUGUUUUUGUUAUUGUAAUCGGCAAGGCCCAGCCUAUGAGGGUUACAUCAGCUAAACCUUACUAAGUCUGCACUUCCUCAAUAGAUAUUUGCUCACCUUCAUGGACUAAGAAGUCAUCUAAAAGGUCUCAAUACACAUAACCACCAUACAACACUAUCAAAAAAUCCCCUCAACCGACUAUCCAAAAUUGUUAGAAAUCAGUCUGUAGAGGCCUAUAUCAACUAAAUUCGGGCUAUUUUAAACUAUUGUAAUAAAUUUAGUUAGUAUUUCAUUUUAGUAGGAAAUUAGUCGUUUUAUAUAUUGUAAUAUUAGUAUAUUAUUCGUGCAUUAUU